This is a messenger RNA of Hydra vulgaris (swiftwater hydra), 1505 nucleotides long. RefSeq names its product protein CLP1 homolog. Gene Ontology annotation, molecular function: polynucleotide 5'-hydroxyl-kinase activity. The record is from RefSeq and is a predicted model, not a curated record. Lineage: Eukaryota; Metazoa; Cnidaria; Hydrozoa; Anthoathecata; Hydridae. Gene Ontology annotation, cellular component: mRNA cleavage factor complex; nucleus. Gene Ontology annotation, biological process: tRNA splicing, via endonucleolytic cleavage and ligation.
AACAUAAAUCAAAUAUUGUUUUAGGUCAUUAGAAUAUAAAAUGGACUCAGAAGGUCAAUUUCCAGUCAAUAGCCCACCACGUAAAGAAUGGUUAUUAGAAAUUGACAAUGAGUUAAGAAUAGAAGUGGCCUCUGGAAAUGAAGCAAAAAUAACAAUUACUGAUGGCCAUGCAGAAAUAUUUGGUACUGAGUUGGUUCGAAACAAACAAUAUACAUUUAGAAGCAAGUCAAAAAUUGCUAUAUAUACCUGGCAUGGGUGCACAGUUGAGGUUUUAGGUGAGCUUGAGGUAGGGUAUAUAUCUGCUGAAACACCAAUGAUAAUAUACUUGAAUGUUCAUAUGGCUUUGGAGCAAAUGAGACAAAAGGUUGAAAAGCAACAAAGUGGUUUGAAAAUUGGUCCGAAGGUAGUAAUUUGUGGACCUGUAAAUGUUGGUAAGUCUACUUUGAGUAGAAUACUUUUGAACUAUGGCGUACGCAUGGGAAGACGGCCUAUUUUUGUUGAUCUUGAUGUAGGCCAGGGAAGUAUUGCUGUUCCAGGAUCAAUGGGAGCAUUACUUGUGGAAAGACCAGCAGAUGCAGAAGAAGGCUUUUCUCUGCAAACUCCUUUAGUUUACAAUUUUGGGCAUACUACACCUAGUGAUAAUAUUAAGCUGCAUGAUGCAUUGGUAUCUCAAUUGGCUGAUGUUGUUUUUAAACAUUUUGAGCACAAUCCAAAAGCUGCUGUCAGUGGUUUUAUAAUAAAUACUUGUGGAUGGGUUACUGGUGGUGGCUUCAAAAUUCUUAUGAAUGUUGUAAAAUCAUUUAAAGUGGAUGUUGUACUGGUUAUUGAUCAUGAAAGAGUAUACAACGACUUUAAAACAAAUCUUGGAGAUACUGUACAAUGUGUUCAUUUGCCAAAAUCUGGUGGUGUUUUUGAAAGAUCGCAAAGUCAAAGAAGUCAUGCGCGUGAUGAAAGAAUAAGGGAGUACUUUUAUGGUGGUCGCACACCUUUAUAUCCACAUGUGUUUGAUGUUAAGUUUGAUGAAAUAAAAGUGUACAUGAUAGGCGCACCGGAUGUUCCUGAUUCCUGCCUUCCUCUAGGCAUGGAGCAAGAGGACAACAGCAUGAAAGCUGUUCCACUAUCAAUUAACACUGAUUUAUUGCAUUCUUUAUGUGCUGUAAGCACAGCAAGCUCUCAAGAUGAAGAUUUUGCAAAAUCAAAUGUAGCUGGCUUCAUUGUUAUCACAAACGUUGACGUAGAGUCAAAAACAUUAACAGUUUUAUCACCUGCUCCUCGACCAUUACCGAAAGAAUACAUCAUAAAAACUGGCAUUAAGUUCAUGGAUUUAAAGUAAAACCUAUGAAAUUUGCAGUUCUGAAGUGCAUUAAUGUGUACUUUAGUAGUGAAGUACACAUUACUGAAGUGCAGUAAUGUUUGUAUUUUACAUAGGGUGUAAUAAAAUAAAAAGUAUUAGUGAUGGUGUGAAUAUUCAACAUCCACUACACGUCAUAUAUUUUAUAAAAUAA